Amoebophrya sp. A120 is the source of this 1125-nucleotide messenger RNA. The record is from the annotation of a GenBank genome assembly. NCBI's taxonomy places the organism in Eukaryota, Dinophyceae, Syndiniales, Amoebophryaceae.
AUGGAGCGAGAACUUUUCCGAGCGCUGCGCGACUCCUCUGCCGUCCGUCCCAGCGCGAAGGAAGUGAAAGAAGCACUGGCUUUCUGCAAUGCGGUGAAGCCGUUGUUUCCGAAGGUAAAAGUGGUGUUGGACGUUGCCGGGGGGCAUGGUGCGCUAGCGGCGGUCUUCCUCAUCCUGCACCGGUCCGUGGAACGCGCGGUUGUCAUCGACCCCUUCGAAGCGCCCGCAGGAAAGCGCGGCAUAUUGACUGCUUGGGGCAAGUACCUUUCCAGAAGGAGGGAAGAUCACGAGAACUACAUCAAGGAGCGCCUUCGUACUGCUGUUGCUGCCAGUAUCGAAGAGCAAGACGAAAAAACAGCGUCGCGUUCGACCACGGCGCCUGACGCAGUCGCAACUACACCCACUGCACUGCAGCCACCCGAUGGCGAAGAGCUGGUUUGUCAAGCAGUCACCGAAGAUAGUGCGAAAGAAUCCGCAGGGAGCGAUCACGACCAACAUCCUGACUGUGCUUUGCGCUACCGGCACGAAGACCUCCACACGGGUUUACCAGACGAGCUCGCCACACUUCUGAACAAACAUACAACCGAAGAUGAUUUUGCCGUUCAUCCGUCGGAAAUCUUAGUCGUGGCCUGUCACGCGUGCCAGCACCUCACAGACGACACGAUCGACAUCGCGCAAAGUUUCGGGGUCCACGUUGCCGUGAUGCCAUGCUGCCACCGCGACCGCACGCAGGGUCAACGGUGGAAAAGCACGGCGCGGCACCUCGCGGAUACGUUCCUUGGUGAACAAAGCGGAAUGAUGGGAGAGGGUGGAAAAAGUGAAGACAAGAAAGUCCGGAGAACAAAAAACGACCAGCUAUUUGGCACCGUCACCGACCUUCUCACUGCCGGUAGGAUGCAGGUCGGCGGGAAAAGCGCGGGAGUCCGCUAUGAUGUCCGCAUGCGGUUUAUCAACGAAAACAUCACGCCCCAGAACCGCAUUUUGGUCGGAACGGCACUGAGCCUUGCGGAAGAGGAGAGCAGCACGAUGGCGGAUACGAAAAAGCGGCAGCACGCGGAACGCCAACUCUCAGCGGCCUACCGUGCGGCGCACAAAAGCAAAGCAUCAGUGAAGGAGCGACCAUGA